CUCUUCUGUGCAGGGCUGGCCCAGGCCUCGGGCUCCUCCCCAGCUCCCCGUGGGUGACCCGCACCGCACUCACCGCCUUCCCCUUCUCUCUCCCCCACAGGAAGCCCAGAGCCUCAUCUCAGAGAUGCUCCUGCUGCUGUCGCUGCUGUGCGCAGGGUCCCUGGCUCAGGACCGGAGAUUCUGGCUGCGAGUGCAGAGGUCCGUGACGGUGCAGGAGGGCCUGUGCGUGCACGUGCCCUGCGAUUUCUCCUACCCCCGGGAUGGCUGGAUUGACUCUACCCCGAUUUAUGGCUACUGGUUCCGGGAAGCGGCUGAUACAUUCCAUGAUGCUCCCGUGGCCACAAACAACCCAGGCCGUAAAGUGCAGGAGGAGACCCAGGGCCGAUUCCACCUCCUCGGGAACCCCGGUUUCCACAACUGCUCCCUGGACAUCAGAGAUGUCAGGAAGACAGACGAAGGAAAGUACCGGUUUUGGGUAGAGAGGCCGUAUCAUGUGGAAUAUACUUACCUCUCUCCCCUGCUCUCCGUGCAUGUGAUGGCCCUGACCCACACGCCCCAGCUCCUCAUCCCGGAGACCCUGCAGGGUGGCCACCCCCAGAACCUGACCUGCUCUGUGCCUUGGGCCUGCGAGUGGGGCACGCCCCCCACCUUCUCCUGGACGUCAGCCGCCCUCACCUCCCUGGGCCCCAGGACCCUCCUGUCCUCGGUGCUCACUCUCACCCCACGGCCCCAGGACCACGGCACCCGCCUCACCUGUCAGGUGAAGUUCCCCACAAGCGGUGUGACGGUGGAAAGGACCCUCCAGCUCAACGUCACCUGUGCACCACAGACCCUGACAGCCGGCUCCUGCCCAGAGGACGACACAGGGGAACCGGGGACCAGAGCAGUGAUCAUUCAGGCGGCCUUUGUGGGAGCUGGUAUCACCGUACUGCUCGCUGUCUGCGUCUGCCUCAUCUUCUUUGGAGUGAAGACCUGCAGGAAGGAAGCAGCAGGGACAGCACUGGGCGUGGAUGGCAGCCACCCUGCUGCAGGCCCAGCUCCCCAGGGUCACCAGCAGGAGGCCGAGUCGGGCAGCCCCACCGACCCCACAGGCGCUGGAAAGGCCCUCCCCCUGCAGGGGGUGGGGCAGGAGCUGCACUACGCGUCCCUCAGCUUCCACAGGGCGAAUCCUCAGGAGAGCCCCUACGCAGCGACACCUCGGAGGGACUGACGGGAUCAUCGGUCUCCGCCAGAGCUUCCGUGGGCUCUGUGGGAAGGUGCCCCAAAGGCUGAUUCUUGGAGACCUAACCUCCCAUGGGCAGCAAGUUUGCAAGCUACAGCGUGCGAGUCUCCCUGUUGUCCUGGGGCUGUUGUUGGCUUUGCAGGCAGAGAGGCCUGGGACCCGACCUACGCUUUCUCCUUUAAGAACGUGACGUCUGACGAGGCACCUUUCCCCUCCAGGUCUCUCUUUCCUGCUUUGUGAAAUAGCUGUAAGAAGUCCUACCUCACAGGGUUGAAUGAGGGUUAAAUAAAAGUGACUAUCGAAGACAGCCAGCAAAGGCCUGCUGUACUGUGAGAGUGUGGGGCGCGCUGACUCCUUCCCCCGUGAGCGGAAAGGGUCACCUAGAGGCUGGGUGCGUUCUUCUGUCGGGGACACCACAUCAGCGAUGUGUCAGUCCCACUCAAGUCAACACCAACCCAUUGGGGUAAUCAUUUUGCAAUGUAUGCAUACAUCAAGCCAUUCCAUUGUACGCCGUAAACUUACACAGUGUUACGUAUCAAUUACAUCUCAAUCUGUUGGGAGUCUGCAUGGGGUUUAAUGAUGUUAGUUCGGCGUCAAGGGCUUUAAUCUCUUUAAUGAGCUGAACAUGUUCACGUUUUUGUUGCAAAAUGUCUUUAAGUGAAGAAACUUCUUUGGUUAGAGAAAUUUUUGCUUGUCGGAUGGGGUCAAUUGAAAGGGGGAAUUUGUGAAAUGACUCUAGAUCAGGGAUUUGAAAUAUAGGAGCACGUAGAGGGGAAAUAGGUUUAUAUGGAGGGGGUCUGAAGCUUUUAUUAGAGGCACUAUAAAGGGCUGGCGCCAUAAGGCGCCAGGGGUCUUCAUUUGCAUGAUAGUGGACGGCUUGUUCUUCUAAGGACUCUUCAUUGUUUAGGCUUAAAUGAUUCGUUUGGUGUCUUACAGAUGUGAGUGAAGGAUAGAUAUUUGGGAUUUUAGGAGGAUCAGGUUUAUCGUGAGUGUCUGGAGAUUUUAUAUUAGGUUGAGGUUUAGGAGAUUCUUUAAUAGGAGCGGUGGGGUCUUCAGGGAUAUCUACGGAUACUGAAGGACAGGCAGAGGGUGGUCGGGAGUUUUCCUUAAGGGCUAUUUCUCCUGUUUUAAUUAUAUCUUUAAUGUCAGGAUCUUAAGAAUGAACCUCAAGUAUGUCGUGAAUAAGGUUCCAGUAAGAAAAUGCUGAAACAGGGACUUUUUCAGGGCCAAAGGUCUGAUAAAAGUCUUGGAGGGCAUCACCAACUCUUUUCCAACAUUUAUGAUUGAUAGUGACUUCGAGGGGAAACUAGGGGCAAGUCUCAUGAAUAAAGGAAAAAAUUGUCUAAGAUCUUUUCUUUUAACCCUUACUCCUCGUGUCCUGAGGGACUCCCUGAGUCCGCUAAGAAAUACCUCGUGGGAGUUCAGUGAGUUGCCCAUUCGGACGGCUGGGAUUUCAACUCUAUGUAACUUGGAAUUAUACUAAUGCAGCCGCAACCACGCCAAUGUUCUGAACUACUGGAGGCACUCUCAUCAGCUCAGGCGAGCCCUUGCUUACGUAGGACAGUCGGCAAGUAUAAUCCGCUUGCUCGGACCCUCUAGGGCAGGGACUCUGUAGUCAGAGUCCCUUGUGCAGGCCCUAGAGGUGAACGACCAUUAGCCCAAAGUAAGCACAAGGUUUUCAGAGAGGAACAACCAGAGGACAA
Molecule: messenger RNA, 2925 nt
Organism: Manis javanica (Malayan pangolin)
Lineage: Eukaryota; Metazoa; Chordata; Mammalia; Pholidota; Manidae
Product: myeloid cell surface antigen CD33-like
Biological process (GO): cell adhesion
Cellular component (GO): plasma membrane
Molecular function (GO): sialic acid binding
Source: RefSeq, a predicted model, not a curated record